GAGCAGCAGCUGUCCACGGAGGGAGGACAGGGCAGGCAGCAGAGACCAUGGAGCCCCGCUCAGCCACUUCCCACAGAGGCCUUGUUCCCUGGCAGGGCCUCCUGCUUGCAGCCUUACUUUUAACCUCCUGGACCCCACCCGCCACUGCUCAGGUUACCAUUGAACCUGUGCCUUUUCACGCUGCUGAAGGGGGAGAUGUUCUUCUACUUGCCCACAAUUUGUCAGAGAACAAUUUAGUCUAUAAGUGGUUUAAAGGCGACAGGUUUGAUUCCACCAAAGAGAUUGCAGCAUAUCUGGUACCCGGGAGCACAACCACUCACGGGCCUGCAUACAGUGACCGAGAGACAAUAUACUCCAACGGAUCCCUGCUGUUCAAGAACCUCACCUUACAGGACUCAGGAGUCUACACCCUACACAUCAUAAAGCAGGAUUAUCUGAGUGACGAAGCUUCCGGAGAGUUCCAGGUGCACCCGGUGUUACCCAAACCUCACAUCACAAGCAACAAUGCCAGCCCUGUGGAGGGUGAGGAACCUGUAGUAUUAACAUGUGAACCUGAGACUCAGGACACAACCUACCUGUGGUGGACAAACGGUCAGAGCCUUCAAGAUGGUGAUAGGCUGAAACUGUCUAAUGAUAGCAGGAUUCUCACUUUAUUCAAUGUCACGAGGAAUGACACUGGACCCUAUGAGUGUGAAACCCAGAACAUAGUGAGUGGUAGCCGAAGUGAUCCAUUCACCCUGGAUAUUUACUAUGGCCCGGAUGACCCUAUCAUACUGCCCCCAGAGACCUAUUUCCAUCCAGGGACAACCCUCAACCUCUCCUGCCAUGCAGCCUCCAACCCAGCUGCACAGUAUCACUGGCUUAUCGAUGGAAGCAUCCUGCAGUUCACGCAGGAGCUUCACAUCCCUAAUGUCUCUGCGAAAAAUAGUGGAUCUUACACCUGCCUCGCUAAUAACUCUGCCACUGGCCUCAGCAGGAGCACAUUGAAGACUGUGAUAGUCCCUGAGGUGGUGGAGCAACCCAUCAUCGAAACCAGCAACACCACGGUGGAAGAAGGGGGCUCUGUGGUCCUGAUCUGUCUCUCAAAUGACACUGGAAUCUCCAUCCAGUGGCUCUUCAAUGACCAGCAACUGCAGCUCACAGAGAGCAUGAAGCUGUCCCAGAACAGCAGCAUCCUCACCAUUGACCCUGUCAAGCAACAAGAUGCUGGGGAGUAUCGGUGUGAGUGCAACCAGGGCUGGACCAGCAUGACAUGCGAUUCAGAAGAAAGUUCUGGCCCUUCAAUUGGGGCCAUUGUCGGCAUCGUGAUUGGAGUUGUAGCUGGCGUGGCUCUGAUAACCGUCCUGGUGUAUUGCCUGGUUUUCAGGAAGAUUGGAGGGGCAAGCGACCAGCAUGACCUCACAGAGCACAAGCUCUCAGUCUCCAACCACAGUCUGGGCCCCUCUGACAACUCUCCUAACAAGGUGGAUGAAAUUGCAUAUUCUUCCCUGAAUUUCAAUACCCUACAACCAAAGCAAUCAACUUCAGACUCCCCACCCCCUACAGUAACAGAAACAGUUUAUUCAGAAGUAAAGAAGAACUAAUGUUACCUGCCCUGUCACAAUACUGCUGAUGACUCCUCAUCUCUGGCCCAGAGGAAAAGGAAAAUAUCUCCCAUGUUCUGUUCUCUCUCCAACACCACCUUGGGCUGCAACACCUCCUCCGUCCAAUGUCAGUAAAUGAAAAGGUACCUGGGGAGUCUGCAGGAGAACCAGGCUCCUUGACACUGGAAGUAGGCAAAGCCAAUUUUGGAAGAGAGCUGCCAGCUUCCCUGCCCUUCCCCCACUACCCAGCCUACUUGUGUUGUAAACUGAUUUAUUCAGAGCAUACUCAUUUAUUCCCAGCCCAGACCUGUCCUAUCAGAAUGCUACUUGAAUUUGCCAUCGUUUUUGGGUAAUUUCCUCUCCCCUUUAAGUGCAGGUGCCAGGAAAAAAAAAAAGAAAAUAAAAUCGAUAAUGGCUUCUUUCUCUCCAACCCUGAUGUGAAGCCCAACAUAACCAAGAAAACCAAAUAUGUAACCAACCAACAGUGCACUGGGAAAUCCUACGCUUUUUGUUUGCUGUGUCGGGGUCUAAACAUCUUGCUGCUUAGCUAAAAUAUCAUUUAAGCCCUCUGGCAAGCCCAUCUCCAGAGAAUCCACUAGGAACAAUUAGGAAAACAGUGGGCCAAGGGCCACAGGCAAUGCCCAGUGGAAAAUGCCGAAGCGCACUUACAUCUUUAAUAUCUGCGAGGGCUUUAUUCAAGGAAGUGCCUGGAGAAGAGACUGCAGCUCCUAUGGGGGGCGGCUCAACUUUAAAGAAAUGAAAUCUGCUGGGAACUUGGGAAAACAACAGAGUUAUCCUUCGUUCAUUACUUAAAAUUACUGUAAAGAACGCACAACUGGAGGCACAUGGUUUUCUCCUCUUCUGAGACAUUCCGCCACUUUAAUUUUUGGACCUUCUUGCUUAAUUUGUGUAACUUCUGCCCUCUGAAAAGGAUUAUUUUUACUUCACUGUGUAAGCUGACCUGACUGCCUUGCUACAUAGGAAGCCUCUAAAAGCCCUCAGGCCCCCUGGCCAGGAGCCUCUCAAGGUUUUGUUGCUGUUGUUGUUAAAGGCAACAAAUAAAAAAUAAAAAACUUCCCUCAUUCAUUCCAGAAAGGGACCUGGCUCAGUUUCUGGCCCCCUCAGACCUGUCACCAGCUGCCCUUCUGUUCCACAUCUCUGCCUGUGCGUUUCUACCUGUCUGCCCUAAUGUCUCAGGAAACCUCAGCCUCUGCGUUUGAUCCUUGAAAAGUGGGAGCGCCCUAAAGGGAACACUAGGCUCCUGCUGAUGGCUUUGUUUACAACCCGGGAAGCUGCACUGGUGCUGAUGCCCCUUGGGCAUGUGGGCUGCAAGGGGGUGUGAGGUCAGGAGACGCCCCACCAGGGUUUCUAUCAGCCUCUGAAACUUUAACUUUGCCUGCGGGGUCUGUGAGUCCCAGUGUGAGUUGGAAUAAAAAAGGACAAGAGAAGGAAAAAGCAAAUGUGCUUCUCCUGCAGCCUUAUGUUAUGCAGAUGAGAUGUCUUUGGGGCUCUAGAGGCAAGGACUUUAUUUGAUGUUCACUGAUUGAUCACGUGGUCCUCUAAUGGGCCUCCUCUAAGAGAAUCCACUGGGGGUUCUCCUACUCAGGUACCUCUCUUCCAGGGCUCUCCAGCCCUGACACAGAUUGUAUGUACUUUCUAUCAUCUAUGCUAUGCUGGGUUAUUUAAUUUUGCCUAGCUAAAGCUACUGUUGAUUAUUUGUAAAAUUUGCUCUAUAUUUAUAAUAAAAAUUAUAUUU
Octodon degus (degu) is the source of this 3339-nucleotide messenger RNA. Its product is annotated as carcinoembryonic antigen-related cell adhesion molecule 1-like. Gene Ontology annotation, cellular component: plasma membrane; cell surface. The record is from RefSeq and is a predicted model, not a curated record. Gene Ontology annotation, molecular function: protein tyrosine kinase binding. Lineage: Eukaryota; Metazoa; Chordata; Mammalia; Rodentia; Octodontidae. The transcript has 10 exons. Bases 48 to 1583 code for a protein of 511 amino acids. Gene Ontology annotation, biological process: regulation of immune system process; signal transduction.